AUGAAGCUGACAACCUCUCUCAUCUCCGCCGUCGCUCUUCAUGCGGCAUCUGCUGUCUCUCGUGAGACUGCAAGUGGCUGCAAUGUCGAAGGAAAUUUGUUUCAACUCGAAGCAUUCGCGACCAUUGGCAGUAAUGAUACCGGCUUGAAUCCAGUCUCCAUCACUCCAUGGGGCGAACUAGGCACCGACUCACUGGCAGUCUUGGAUUUUCCCGACUCCGACAAGAUAGAGCAAUCCGUCUUCUACAUUAACAAAGAUAACAACAACCUGAUUGUUCUUGAUGUCUUCAACUAUCUGAAUGCCGCCAACGGUUAUACCGACACCCCCGAAGGCGGAGAAUUGAAGUUCACUUUCUUCAACGAUACCUCCCGGGACUUCUACUGGGUCGAUUUCGAUAUCGACGAAGACGGCCAUUUGACGGCUAAUGGAGCAGCCGACGUCUUUACUAACUGUGGAGGAAGCAAUUCUACAACGCUCACGGGUAGCCUCGCGAUCGGAAAUGUCCCCGGCAAGAACUGCCAGCCUUUGGAUUAUCUUAGCAUCUACGCCGUCUCUUCUGAGUUGCGCAUCGAGUAG
Messenger RNA from Talaromyces rugulosus, 576 nucleotides. RefSeq lists its product as uncharacterized. The coding region runs from base 1 to 576 and encodes 191 amino acids. The transcript has 2 exons. Lineage: Eukaryota; Fungi; Ascomycota; Eurotiomycetes; Eurotiales; Trichocomaceae. The record is from RefSeq and is a predicted model, not a curated record.